This is a messenger RNA of Leptopilina boulardi, 9917 nucleotides long. RefSeq names its product potassium voltage-gated channel protein eag (gene eag). Gene Ontology annotation, biological process: regulation of membrane potential; potassium ion transmembrane transport. The record is from RefSeq and is a predicted model, not a curated record. The transcript has 16 exons. Gene Ontology annotation, molecular function: voltage-gated potassium channel activity. Lineage: Eukaryota; Metazoa; Arthropoda; Insecta; Hymenoptera; Figitidae. The coding region runs from base 1358 to 4738 and encodes 1126 amino acids. Gene Ontology annotation, cellular component: membrane.
GUCAGUCAGUCGCACUCGGUCACCCCGUUGAAGGGUUGUUCGUGUCGUGCUGCUCUUUCCUCUCGUAACCAUCGGGUAUACACGUUUGUUUGCGUCAAGAUUAAUUAGUCGACUCAUUAUCGCGCAUAAUUAAUUGUGAUUAUCCCUGGGUAUGAUGUUGACACGAUCUUGUUAGGAUUAAAGUGAUGUGUAACUGUCACCGUGAAUCAUUACCACCCCCAUUCAACUUUUUAUUGGAGAGAACUUGAAAUUUUCCUCCUUUAGUAAAAAAGAAACUUUUUACUAAUAAUUACAAACUUUUUAUAUGUGAAUAAAUAUAGUAAUAUCAAAGUGAGUUUUAUUGGAAAAUCAAGUUAUAUAUGUGCAACUUUGAAGACGGGAUUAAUAUUCCAGGAACUUAACGAAGUCAUUCUACCCCCAUAGCUUUAAGAAACAAAGGGAAACUAUAGUCAAAUAAGCAGUUCUUUGGUGAAUCGAGGUUGACCGAAUAUAAUGGCUUAUAUUUGAGACGUCAGUGAGAAUGUGAGAAAAACUCACCUGGUGAUGUCUUCUUUGGGAACGUGUGCAGAUGAAGAGGACUCAGAGGAUGUGGAAAGUAAAGCAUCUGCGAUGUUGUCGCCAUUGCCUUCGGGAUACAAAUACAUGUAAGUGGAAAGAUAGUGGUUAAAUGGAAUCUUUUCUGAUAAAGGCAUCGCAUAUGGAGGAUGCUGCCCUUAACAUAAGAAAAGAAGAGCUCGCAACGGCUAGGAUUGAAGUCCUUAUAGUCGUUGUCAGGGCCUUCUUUAAAGCUUCAUUUAAAAAGAACUCUCUGAAUAUUUUUCUAAUUAAAAGUUGUAAGCUCGAACAUUCAAGUUCCUUUUUUCAAAUUAUGUUAUUAAACUGUUUAAUAUUUAGAUGACAAAUAAACUGUUAGUGUUAAAUAUUUUUAACUUAUUAAAACUAGAAUAAACUCAAGCAAAAGAAGGUCACUAAGCUAAACAGAAAAACAUUGAAAUAGUCAGAAAUGAUAAAAAGAGAUAAAUUCGAAACGUAGAAGAAGAGAAAUGUGUUUAAAAAAAUAAACGGAAAAAUAAAACAAAUUAUUUUGAUCGACAAUUAAAAAUGAAGCAAAACACUAUGGUGCAAAAGUUAAGUUUAUGUGCAAAAGAGAGACAAAUUUUGAGUGAAGAUUUUAAUGGUUAUGCAAUACGUGCAUUGUGUCGCAAGUGGUACUUAAGUACAUGUAAGAAAAUUGAGUUUCAAAAAGAAUGAACAUGAACCAAAUGUAUACUUGAUUUUGUUUGACGCUGAUCACAUCUGAUCCUCCUGACUUACACUGGAGUACAAGCAAGAAAUAUCAUUUAAGCAAGAAAGCAGCAUGCCAGGGGGGCGAAGGGGCCUAGUAGCCCCUCAAAAUACAUUCCUGGAAAAUAUUAUACGAAGAAGUAGCAGUCAACCUGAUAGCAGUUUCUUACUGGCCAAUGCUCAAAUAGUUGAUUUUCCAAUCGUUUAUUGCAACGAAACCUUCUGCAAAAUUUCAGGUUUCAAUCGAGCUGAGGUAAUGCAAAAAUCAUGCCGUUGUGGAUUUAUGUAUGGAGAACUAACGGAUAAAGAAACCAUUACCAGGAUUGAUGAAUGCUUAGAUGGUCAGAUUGCAGACCAAUUUGAAGUUUUGCUGUAUAAAAAAAAUAGUGCCCCUCAAGAAACUCCAUUAUGGCUACUGCUACAAAUAGCGCCAAUAAAAAACGAACGAGAUCUAGUGGUCCUGUUUUUGUUAACUUUUCGGGAUAUAACGGCAUUGAAACAACCAAUCGAGACAGACGACACGAAAGGAGGCCUUUCCAAAUUUGCCAAACUAGCCAGAUCAGUUACCAGAUCCAGGUCAGUCCUUGUUUCCCAAUUCAGCUCUCAUCUGCCAGCACUGAAAGACUCAACAAUACCAAUUGCAACAAAGCAAGCAUAUUUGGGUCCUAUGAUGUCCUUGAGUGGAGAUGUUAUGCCCCAGUAUCGUCAAGAGGCUCCAAAAACACCUCCUCAUAUCCUUUUACAUUACUGUGCUUUUAAAGCGAUCUGGGACUGGAUUAUUUUAUGCCUAACUUUCUACACAGCCAUUAUGGUCCCUUAUAAUGUCGCAUUUAAGAAUAAAACUAGUGAAGAUGUCUUUCUCUUGGUGGUGGAUACUAUAGUUGAUGUGAUAUUCUUCAUCGAUAUCGUGCUCAAUUUUCAUACUACUUUUGUUGGUGCUGGCGGUGAAGUUGUUUCCGACCCGAAGGUCAUUCGAAUGAAUUAUCUCAAAUCUUGGUUCAUUAUUGAUUUAUUAAGUUGUCUUCCAUACGACGUUUUUAAUGCCUUCGAUCAUGAUGAAGAUGGAAUAGGAAGCCUUUUCUCUGCCCUCAAAGUCGUGCGACUACUUCGACUCGGAAGAGUUGUUCGAAAAUUGGAUAGAUAUUUAGAAUACGGGGCUGCGAUGCUCAUACUUCUGCUUUGUUUUUACAUGCUGGUGGCGCACUGGCUAGCGUGUAUUUGGUAUUCGAUAGGAAGGUCUGACGCGGAUGCUGGUGUACAGUAUUCAUGGCUGUGGAAAUUGGCCAAUGUUACUCAGUCUCCAUAUAGCUACUUGUGGACUAAUGCAAGUACUGGUCCGGAACUCGUGGCAGGACCAUCCCGUCGGACGAUGUAUGUCACAGCUUUAUAUUUUACUAUGACUUGCAUGACCUCCGUGGGAUUUGGAAAUGUUGCUGCGGAGACUGACAAUGAAAAGAUCUUUACCAUUUGUAUGAUGAUUAUCGCUGCAUUGUUGUAUGCCACGAUUUUUGGACACGUGACUACCAUCAUUCAACAGAUGACUUCAGCGACAGCUAAAUAUCAUGAUAUGCUAAAUAAUGUACGGGAAUUUAUGAAACUUCACGAGGUGCCUAGAGCUCUUAGCGAGAGAGUUAUGGAUUAUGUUGUAAGCACGUGGGCGAUGACCAAAGGCCUAGACACUGACAAAGUGCUUAAUUAUUGCCCUAAAGAUAUGAAAGCUGACAUAUGCGUGCAUCUAAAUAGAAAGGUCUUCAAUGAACAUCCUGCUUUUCGUUUGGCGUCUGAUGGAUGUUUAAGAGCUUUGGCAAUGCAUUUUACAAUGUCACAUAGUGCUCCAGGAGAUUUACUAUAUCACACAGGGGAAUCAAUAGACUCUCUUUGUUUUAUUGUAACUGGAAGCCUGGAAGUUAUACAAGACGAUGAAGUAGUGGCCAUCCUGGGAAAAGGAGACGUCUUCGGGGAUAGUUUCUGGAAAGAUUCAGCAGUGGGUCAGAGUGCAGCUAAUGUCAGAGCUCUCACCUAUUGUGAUUUACAUACCAUAAAAAGAGAUCGUCUGCUAGAAGUUCUAGAUUUUUAUCAAGCUUUUGCCAAUUCGUUUGCACGCAAUCUCGUCCUCACCUAUAAUCUUCGACAUCGCCUAAUUUUUCGGAAAGUGGCUGAUGUUCGUCGUGAGAAGGAGUUGGCAGAGAGAAGAAAAAACGAGCCACAGCUGGACCAAUCUCAGGAUCAUCUGGUUCGGAAGAUAUUUUCAAGGUUUCGUAGAGAAAGACACUCUGACGUAGAAAAAGGAGAAUCAAAAGAAGGGGAAUCCAAGGAAAUUCAAAUCCGAAAAUUGCCUUCGACUGAUGAAACUAUAGUGGCACGACCAAAACCCAGCAAAUGGGGAAGAUUAUUAGGCAGUUCGAGUUUAGAUUCUGGCAGCGAAACUGGGACCGUAACAGAUACAUUUAAGCGAUCGUUGAGUGCACGUGAUACUCGAGCCAGUUCCAGUGCCGGUACAAAUAAGGUCUUCCCAAAACUUGGUAAACUGGGUGGAACCAUUGAGGAACCAGCUGACGUUGAUAAAGAACAUCCGACUUGUCAGACGCUGGUCGUGGAUUCCAAGCAACUUCAACUUCGUCGACUCGAAAGCUACGACGGUGGCUUAAUCACACAACCGGGUCACGAGCGAGAAAUUUUGGCAGCUGUACUGGAAGUCAAGGUCGACUUAAAACUUGAGGUCCAACGGGUGAACCAGAAACUCGCAAAAAUCGAGGAUUUGCUUCAGUCUUUAAUGAACAGAAUACCAGCACCUGUUGCAAGUCCCCCGCACGGUGCUGGGGUUUCUUCACAAAAAAGACCCACAGUUCCUUUAUCGGGAAACGGGACUCAACCUCUCACUGCUGUUCCUGUUUCCCAAAGUGGCUCUGUUGGCCCAGGAUCCGGAAAUAAUGGAGCUGAACUGAUAACAAGCCCAACGUCGAGUGCAACAUUUUUAAUUAGAGAAAGUGAUCAAGUCGCAUCGACAAGCAGCCGUCUCACACCUAAACCUUUAGAUCAACAAAAACCACAGCAAUCACAAGCACAUCAUCAUCAUCAUCACCAUCAUCAUCAUCAUCAACCAAUCGAAAAACAUAAGGAAUCUGUCACCGAAAGACUAAGUGGCAUGUCGUCAGAUAGCAAAUCUUCAACAAGAGAGAUUAAUAAGGAACUUUUGGAAAGAUUGGCACAAGUUUCUAGUUCUCGUGAAGAAACAAGUGCAUUGGGUCCUCUCAUUUUAAGAAAACGAAGAAGUAAAUCAAGAGGAAAGGGUGUGGCGCCUCUUGCACCUUUAGCAACUCAGUCGGUGAGUUUGAUGGAAGCCACGGAAACAACACAAAUGUUGGAAUCAACUGAGGACCGAGAAAUGAGCACAGAAAGAUCAAGUAGAGCCGAACGAAAAAGACCACCUCCUAGGCCUAGAGAUUACUUGUGAAAUUUCUUAUCCUUCCAAAUAAUCUUCUUCAAGGCUAGUGGAUACAUUGAAAUUUUUCAACAAUUUCAAUCACCUUCGAUUGCUUACUUCCUUUGAAGGUUAAAUCUUCCCACUCAAAUACACUGCGUAAAAGUUUUGAGCUUCCUCAGCAGAUAACGAGACAAAAUGGAAAUGCGUGGUUCUCAAAUUUUCGACCAAGAUUUAGUCGCUUUUCCGCGACUCGUAGAAUAAUCAUCAUAAACGAAAGUGCAAAUUGUAUAAAAUAUUUUAUAAAACGAUAACAAUGUAGAAAGUUAUUAAAAUCAUUUUUUUCAAGGAUGUCGCGUUGCACUUUUUGCUAAUAUAGUUGACAUUGAAUUACAAGUGUGCGCUCUGCCAAAAACACAGUUGACAUAUGUAUAUAGAGAGCGAGAUGCACUAUUUUCAAAAAUAAAAAUAUCGCAUUAAUCAGAAAAAGUUCAUCUCGCUUUUUGACGGCUUCUUCUUGACAUCGAAAUUAUUCAAAGAAUAAUUUUAUCGUGCUGUUAUUUACUGCGAAUAAAUAAUAAGGAAUAGAUUUAAAAGGCGUCUUAGAGAAAUAAUGUAUAUUAAAUGCAGUCGAUUAUACAUAUACAUAUAUAUAUAUAUAUACAACAUAUCCACACGGGAAAGCGCUUACAAUAUAAUAAGACCUAUCGUGUGGAUUAAAGAGUUAAGGAAUCAUUUGUUAUAAAUCGAAUAAGAAAGAUUAGAAACCAAAUUAUUGACGAAUCAAAAUUUAAGGCAUUUUUUUAGAAUCUCGAUUAAAAGCAAUGAUUUUAAAUGUUCUCAAGUAUUGUAAUGUAUUGGGUUACUAUAAGUUUAGAAAGUAUUAAAAUGUAAUUUAAAAGAAAAAGUUUUAAUCUGUUAAAAUUCAAGUAUACAAUUUAAUUUAAACCUUAUUUUUUAUAAUCUAACUAAUUCACAGUAAAUGAUUUAUUAAUUUUUUUCAUAUAUUUCAUACUUGACAAAUAUUGUGACAACAAUGUGGUUCAUAGAUGAAACGGAAAAUUUUCAAUAUAUAAACAAUUAUUGUGUAUAUUUUCGAUAUUAAACUACAAAAAAACUAAUAAUAUAAUAAAUAUUAUAAUAUUUGAAAUCAUUUUGCAUUUUAUUUCGAUGUUGGGUAUAUGUGAGUACGCAUUAUUCAGCUCAGGAAUUUAUCUUAAUUAAGAAGGUAAUAUAUGAUAUCAACUGGGAUACUCUUCGCCAUGAGGAUAUUCUUUUUUUAUUGAACGCUUAUAGAGCAAAACGCGUCAUUGUACUGACAUAUUAAACUCGAAAGUCUAGAAAAAUAUAUGAAGAAAUUAUAAAGAGCUCACAUGAUCUUUGUGCUGAUACUACGUAACUACGAAUUUGUAUAUUCUGUAUGAAAACUUAUAAAAUAGUUAGGAAAUAUUCUCGUACAACGGUGCUCCGACCAUAUUUUGCAAUUAAUAAUAGCAAUAAUAUUAUAAUAUUUAUGCCAUGUGGGAUGCACGAGAGAAAUUUUUAUCGAUAAUAAACUAUAAAAGGAGCAGAAUAAGUAUAUGUAUAUAUUUUCCAAGGCCGUAACUGGAAACGCAAAAAAUUAGUGUGCACAAAAUUUACAAAGAAAUUUAAAAAAACAUUAGAAAUAAUUCAUUCAAUUACUUUCUUCUUUGAAAAAACCAUAUAAUUUAAAAAAUAUUUUAGUUCUCUUCAAAUUAGUCAAAAUUAUUUCAAUUAUAGCUUUAUACUACAAGUGACUAAUAUGCCCAAGUGUGACAUACCUAUUUGGUUGAAACUUGUCAAACUUUCAGAACUCGCAAAAAUAAUUAAUACGUAUUUUUUCUUAUCGGCAAAGAAGAAUGGAAACCACCCCCUAUUUUACUCAAAAACUGUAAAGAAUCAUAAAAAUAUGCGCGCAAACAUUCAGUGAAAAUAUUUGCUCUAAAUGCCAAGUUUUAUAAAAAUUUUACAACUUUUUAAAAAUUUGGUCCACAAUUUUGAAUUUUUUUAAUUGUAUUAUUUUAUUGUUAUGCUUUUUCAAGGUUUUAGAGUAAAAUAGAGGGUACAUAGUUUCAAACCUUUAACCUUCUUCUUUUCUGAUGUGAAAAAUUACGUAUCAAUUAUUUUUGUGGGUUCUGAAAAUGUGACAAGUUUCAGCCAAAUCGACAUGUCACACUUAGGUAGGUUUAUUUGUUAACGUUUAUAACAAAUUAUAGGAUAUAAAAAUAGGAUUAAAGACAAAACUUGCAUUUUGACAAAUUUCUUAAUAAUUUUCAGGCUAGUUACGGUCCUGGUCUUAUCACAUUUUUAUUUCAUUAUACAUGUAUACAGAGGUGGGUCUGAUGAAAAAAAAUUGAAAAUGUGAGCCAAAUUAGAAGAUAAUAUUGUGAUACAUGAUGUGCAACAAUUUCUUUACUGCGGUGAUAAUAUUAUUUAACCAUAUAUUUUUCUAAGAUACAAUUCUUUGAUAUGCUGUGAAUUUAAUAAUACCUUAUAUGAAUUUUUCAAUUUCCAAAACACGAACUCUUGAAAAAAAAAAUUUUUUAUUUUUCUUACCCAGAUAACACGUAAGCUUAUACUAAGAAAUAUUGCUCCAAUCUUUUAGAAAGAGUAUACUGAAAACUUGCAGCAAAGCAUUAGUAUAUUGCGGUAAGCUUGCAUCAAUAUUUAAUUGCAAGCUUGAAGCAAAGUUACAAUGAAGCAUUUCACGGCAAGCUUGUUUCGAUGGGACAAUUUGCUACUUGCGGCAACAUUACUGUGCAAGCUUGACAAUCUUUCACGAUAAGCUUUCCACAAGAUUAGGUACGUGUUAUGUGAAAAAAAUGUUAGUCAUGUAAUAACUUGUAAAUUAAGAAAGACAUGUUAUUACAUUUUUUUAUAGAGCUCGUGUUUUACAUUUAUUAAUCAAUAAAUUUUCAUUUAAGCUUUUUCUUUUCUGUUCAAAAGUCGAUGAUAAUUUUAUUGGUAAAUAUUCAAAUAGCACAGCAUCAAAUUUUCGAAGUAAUAUUGUAUCAAAUUUAUCAGGCAAUAUUGUCUUAAUAUAGCCGAAAAAUAUUCGCAAUGUUUUAAACAGGGUUUCUACAUUACUAUUUGGCUGAAUUUUCAGAAUUAUUUUAAAAAAUAUAACUUUUAAUAAUUUAAUUAAGUACUAUUAUUUUCACAUAUUUCGUAAAUUCAAUUAUUUUUAUUUCUAUUACUCGAUUUCGAAAUACUACUUUAAAAAAUUCCAGUAUUGUUAUUUUUAAAUUACUAUUGUUAGAGAUAAAGAAAUUCUUCGAAAGAUAUCUUUGAUGUUAUACGAAAAAUUUCUUACAUGGUUAUAAUUCAAUUCAAUUCAAUUACAAAUUAAAUAUCAAGAUUUUACUACUUUAAUUUAUCAAAAUAUGUAAAUGUAAAAAUUGGUUAGUCAGGGAAAAAGUCAGGAAAUUUUAAAAAUGAAAUUUUGCGGACAUCUUGUUAAAUUAAUUUAAUUUUAAGUUAAAUCACAGAGAACUCAUAAAAUUUUCCAAUAAAAAAUUUUGUAGAAACCCUGGUGAAAAUAGAUAUGUUGUGCCAUUUAGGUAAAUGUUUUAAAGUUGUGGAAUUGUUUAUUAUUUUUUAUAAUUUUUCGUAUAAAAAAAAAAUUAUGAAACAAAUAAUUUCCAAUAGUAUAAUUCAGAUGAAUCUAUUUCUGUAAUAUUUUAUCUAAAAACUUGACAUUUCGUUGAGUGUUCUUCGUCUAGAGGAAAGUACUCUCUUUACUAAAGCUAUUAGGAAUUGUAAAAUAAUAUUUCAAUCAUUAUUGCAAAUAUGUACAAUCACUACUUUCUUGUGAUAUAUUAACGAAAAUGAAAGUGAACUAAGUUCGAUUACAACUGAAUUUCAUUUAUUCUUCUAAAAACUACUAGCAGCAAAUAUUAUAUUACAAAAAUGAAAAAUAUAUAUUAAGCAAAUUUUUUCUAAGAAUUUUUGAAUUUUUAAAUUAUUAAUUAAGUCAUAAUUUUUCCUUAUUAAUAAUAAUAUUGCAAAGAAGAAUCGCUAUAUAAAUUUCCAAGUAAUAUUAGAGUAUAAUAAGAAACAAUUUCCUGCUAUAAUAUAGAAAGUAAACAUGUAUUGUUUUUUUAAAAUCAUUUUUGAGUACUUUCCUCUGUUGACUUUUAAUGGAAAGUGGAAAACUUGAAAUUAAAAAUAAUUAUUUUUCUAUCAACCGUUGAAUCUUCAGGGGAUCGUUGAGCGAUGGAACUGUGCGUACCAAAAAAGGACCUAUUGAUAAUAUAUUUAUUAAUUCACAUAACUUGCACGCCAAAUGUCGUGUCGUUUGAAACAGCAAAACUAGUUGUACAUAUAAAACAAUUACACAUAUUAAACGUGUAAAUAUUGUAUGUAAUUUACUAUGCAUUCUCGAAUAUCUGCGUACGUGUACAUAAAAAGUUCAGUAUUUCAAAGAGGAAGAAUUUUAGGUCGUAAUAAUGAAUUAUUUAUAAGGAAUGUAUUCAAGUUAGCUCAAAUAUUUAUUUAGUUGUUUUCAUCUUUUAAAUUUAAAAAAAAAUUAUAUCAUUGAGACUCUGAAAUAAUAAUUCACAAUGUUUAUCAUUUAAUUAUAUAAUUAUUAUUAAAAUAAGUAAAUUUCCAAUUAGGUAAGUUUUGAGAUUUUUUUUUAUUAUUUUAACCAUUUCAUUUUUUCAAUAUCUAUAUGAAUAAUCAAAAUUAUCGGUUUGAAAAUGGUUUCCUAAAUAUUUCAGCUAACUACAUUUAAUGCGUAAAAUGAUUGUACUUUAUAUUAACUGGCUCCUGUUCGUGUUACUCAGACGAGGAAAAAAAAUGUUUAUUCAAUCGCAAAAAUAUAUACCUUGUUAAACAAGAAAUUAAUUUUUAUUAGGUCUAAGUAAUAAAUUGUGUAUGUGAUAAUAGUCAAUGAGAAAAUGAAAUAAAAUUUCAAAAACACUAGUGAUUAAAAUGAUUUUAAAGAAUAAUUUUGUAAAUGCUUUAUAUAUUAGGGUAGUCCUUAUUUAAAAUUUUUUUGAAUUUCUAUACUUUUGGAAGCAAAAAAGGCUUCUAUAACAAUAAAAAAGAUAUUCUUCGAGUUUGAUCUCUUUAUAUUAGUAUUAAGCUGUGCCGACAAACGAUGGAAUUUCCCCAUGUAAAUUACACACUGCUCUCUAAAUCUGAAUUAGUAAAAAAGUAAAAAUGUUUACUAAUUGGAAUUAGUGAC